This is a messenger RNA of Pygocentrus nattereri (red-bellied piranha), 2052 nucleotides long. It is a transcript of the gene ca8, whose product is annotated as carbonic anhydrase VIII. The record is from RefSeq and is a predicted model, not a curated record. Lineage: Eukaryota; Metazoa; Chordata; Actinopteri; Characiformes; Serrasalmidae. The transcript has 9 exons. Gene Ontology annotation, molecular function: carbonate dehydratase activity; zinc ion binding. The coding region runs from base 594 to 1439 and encodes 281 amino acids.
GAGACACAGAGAGAAAGAGGGAAGAAAGAGAGAGAGAGAGUGAGAGAGAGAGAGAGGGAGGAGAGAAAUACCAAGGGAACUUGUUCUCUCAGAAUCUGAGAGAGACAGAGAGAGCGAGAAAGAGGGAAGAAAGAGAAAGAGAAAGCGCCGUGAGUGCAAGAAAUGUACAGAAGGAAUAAAGGGAAAGAGAGAGCUGUAGGUAGAAUAAAGAGAGAGGGAGGGAGAGAGAGAGAAAGAGCUGUAGGUAGUAUAUAGUAAGAGAGAGAGAGUAAGAAAGUGGGAAGAAAGAGAAAGCGGGAGGGAGAGAGACCUCAGUGCAGAGAGGGCUGAGUGAGUAGUCAGACUGAGGCUGAGGGGCAGUGAGGGCGCUCUGGCUCAGCAGGUCUGGAGGACUCUAGCUCUGUGGUUUCUCUGUUCCCGCUGGUUUCACUCUGACUGUGUUACGGGCGUAGAGUGAAUACCGAAGAAGUGGAGAACAAAAGUGGACUUUCCUUUGAAGCUCAGCCAAAAGGAGACCCAUUAAAGUCUUGGCGUUCCCUCUGGGAGGGAGGAGUUGAUUUUUCUGGAAGUUUUGGCCCACCGGCUCCAUCACCAUGGCGGACAGCAUGAUAGAGGAGUCUGAUUACCUGCCGGGAAAGGACGAGCUGGACUGGGGCUACGAGGAAGGUGCAGAGUGGGGGCUGCUGUUUCCUGAGGCUAAUGGAGAGAACCAGUCCCCCAUUAACCUGAACUCCAGAGAGGCCCGGUAUGACCCCCGUCUGCUGGAGGUCGGCUUGAACCCCAACUAUGUGGUUUGCAGGGACUGUGAGGUCAUAAAUGAUGGACACACUGUCAGCAUCAUGCUCAAAUCCAAAUCAGUGGUGACUGGCGGCCCUCUCCCGAGUGACCAUGAGUACGAGCUGCAUGAGGUGCGUUUCCACUGGGGCAAGGAGAACCAGCGGGGGUCCGAACACACCGUCAACUUCAAGGCCUUCCCCAUGGAGCUUCAUAUGAUUCACUGGAACAGUACACUGUUUAACAGUGUGGAAGAGGCCAUGGGGAAGAGGAACGGCAUCCUCAUCAUCGCUCUCUUCGUACAGGUUGGGAAGGAACAUCUGGGGCUGAAGGCUGUUACAGAUGUGCUGCAGGACCUGCAAUACAAAGGAAAGACAAAAAUAAUACCUUGUUUCAAUCCUAACACGUUACUACCUGAUCCAUUAUUAAGAGAUUACUGGGUGUAUGAAGGCUCUUUAACCACGCCUCCCUGCUGCGAGAACGUCACCUGGAUCCUUUACCGCUACCCUCUCACCAUCUCUCAGAUGCAGAUUGAAGAGUUUCGGAGGCUCAGGUCACAUGUUAAGGGGGCGGAACUUCCUGAAGGCAACGACGGGAUGCUAGGGGACAACUUCCGCCCAACACAGCCUCUCAGUGACCGGCUGGUCAGGGCAGCUUUCCAGUAGACCCGCAACACUAGGACCCACCAUUAUCCUCUAACGCAUGAGAAGCAAAGCUGGAUGAAGGAUUUAGAGUAUCCUCACUGAGGCCUGGCUGAUGUAAAUGUGGAUCAAAUGGAUCUUAGACAGCUCCUGCUUUCAACUUUACAGCAAGAUACAGCAGCACUGGGUCCAAAUCAGCCAGCAGGACCAGCGGAAGAGAAACCCAAUAACAUCUAAAUAACAUCUCACGGUUCCAGUUUAAAACAGAGAUAGCAUUGGUAGAUUAUAUUAGUAAUAGUAAGUUUUUUUGUUCAGAUUCCUUUUGUUUCAUCUUGUUUUGCAUUUUCUAAGCCAUCUCAUAUGAAUAGUGUGCCGUCUGUGAGGCAGAUAUGUAGCAGGCAAGCCCAACGGAGCAGCAAAACGUACUGGACGAUGAAGAUUUUGUUUAAAACGGGAAGAUGAAGGUUCAUUUUAGGACACUUUAAUUAACGAAGUAAUGAACAAACUCAUAUGCAGUAAGAGUAGCACGAGUAUAAUCAUACCACUGUGGCUUAACUGCGUCAUCAUCAUGUAUCACAGAGAGAUUAUAUGAUUUAAUGUUUAAUGUUAUGAAUAAAAACACAGUUUUUACCUCAAA